AUGGACGACUUCAUCUUUGUGGAAAUCAAUGGCAUGAAAGUCACGGACCCCCAUCAGUCAUAUUCUAUGCUAUGGGAAGCUUUGAAAGGCGACCGCAUCUCCCCUUCUCAUGCACUUGAUUUACUUUCUCGAGAAUUUUCCCGACCGUCUCCUCGUCGGGUUCCCUGUGUUGUUCUGAUGGAUGAACUAGAUCAGCUAGUUACUAAGAACCAGUCCGUCAUGUAUAACUUCUUCAAUUGGCCUGCUCUGCGGCAUUCUCGACUUGUGGUUCUUGCAGUUGCCAAUACCAUGGAUCUUCCGGAGCGAACUCUGAGCAAUAAGAUAUCCAGUCGACUGGGUCUUACUAGAAUUACAUUUUCGGGAUACAAAUAUCAAGAGCUCAUGGAAAUCAUCGGAUCAAGGCUUGAGAAUGUCCCUGGGAAUAUUGUCGAUGCAGAUGCAAUACAGUUUGCAAGUCGAAAAGUUGCUGCUGUAAGCGGUGAUGCCCGUCGUGCGCUUGAUAUAUGUCGUCGAGCUGUUGAGAUAGCGGAGCAAAUCAGUGAGACCAAAGCAAGAGAAAAACGUAAGUCAUUGAUUGCUUCUUCAGCAAACACAAAUGGUGAUGCGGAUCUCGAGUUUUUACCUCCGACACCUAGCAAGAGCGUAUCUCGCCGCAAAUCCGCUGCUGCUAUCUUGAGCUCUCCUCGAAAAGGAGACAAAAAAAGCGCAGACAGUACGGAUGAAAAUAGUCUUCCACGAGUUACAAUUGCUACUAUUAAGCAAGCCAUCCAGGAGGCUACAUCCACCCCACUGCAGCAGGCUCUCCGACGCCUGCCCCUCGCAUCCAAGGUUCUUCUUGCGGGACUUUUAGCAAGAAUUCGACGAACUGGAAUAAACGAGUCUACUGUUGGCGAUAUACUCGAUGAAGCCAAGCGUAUAUCUGACGCAGCAACGAGUGUGUCUUCUUCCUCCAGUACUAAACUCAAGGAAAUUUUGAUUUGCAAUUCCCAGAUACAGGGUAUAGGGUUCGCAACCGUUGAUUUGAUAGAUGCAGGUCUUGUUGUUUUAGAGGGAGACCAUGGCACAAAGUCAGGAGAUGGCAUGAGCCAUGCCUUAGGAAAAGGAAACAGAAGCAGCAAAGUUCGGCUACGGAUUGCGGCGGAGGAUGCCAGGGCGGCGUUUAGAGACGAUCCGGAAGGGAAUAUGUUAGGCUUAGGCGUUGAAGGAUAG
Messenger RNA from Trichophyton rubrum CBS 118892, 1209 nucleotides. RefSeq lists its product as uncharacterized. Gene Ontology annotation, molecular function: ATP binding; ATP hydrolysis activity; DNA replication origin binding. The record is from RefSeq and is a predicted model, not a curated record. NCBI's taxonomy places the organism in Eukaryota, Fungi, Ascomycota, Eurotiomycetes, Onygenales, Arthrodermataceae. The coding region runs from base 1 to 1209 and encodes 402 amino acids. Gene Ontology annotation, cellular component: nuclear origin of replication recognition complex. Gene Ontology annotation, biological process: DNA replication initiation; mitotic DNA replication checkpoint signaling. The transcript has a single exon.